GCCUAACAAUUGAAAACUUCCGGUUGCUCUGUCAUACUAGACGUUGUUUAACUGAUACCGUUGAAUCACAUUCAGGAGAAAAUGGUACAUGGUUCUUCGUUUUGACUUGGUGGAAACUAUACUGCGCAUAAUAAUGUUCUCAUCAUUUGGACAUGUCUUUCCGGACCUUCCCCUGGGACGGACAUUCUCAACAACGUAUAGAUGUUACAGUGUUACAGUGCUUGCCGACAGAGAGGAUGUCGAGAGAGGAGGCAAAAUUAUCAUGCCUCCAUCUGCACUGGACCAGCUGACACGUUUAAACAUUCAGUAUCCCAUGUUGUUCAAGCUGACCAACAAGCAGACAAGAAGAGAGACACAUUGUGGAGUCUUAGAGUUUGUGGCAGAUGAGGGACGAAUCUAUAUUCCAUAUUGGAUGAUGCGUAAUCUGCUGCUAGAUGAAGGUGGCCUGGUACAGGUGGACAAUGUCUCACUGUCUGUUGCUACAUUUGCUAAAUUUCAACCACAGUCACCAGAUUUCUUAGACAUCACAAACCCUAAGGCAGUAUUAGAAAAUGCUUUGCGGAACUUUGCUUGUCUAAGUCAAGGAGAUGUUGUGGCCAUCAAAUACAAUGAGAAGGUAUAUGAGUUGUGCGUACUGGAGACAAAACCUGGCAAGGCUGUGUCCAUCAUUGAGUGUGACAUGAAUGUAGACUUCGCCCCUCCUGUCGGUUAUCAAGAACCUCAGAAACAGCAGACAGCUGAAAACCGUGAGUCACAUGAAGAUGCUCAGGCCAUGGACAUUGAAAAAGAUGUUAUACCAGCUUUUAGACCAUUCAUAGGACAAGGAAACCGCCUGGAUGGAAAAAAGAAAGGGACAGAAAGUUCACCUCUGCCUCAGGCAUCAGCAGCUCAAAGAGGCAUCCCCAACUACAACCACAAGCGGGGAACUAUCACCUUUAUCCGCACUGUGCGUCCAGUGGCUAAUGGCAGCUCAGAGGAUACAAGUGACAAGCAAUUUGAAGCUUUUUCAGGUGAAGGACAAAUUUUGCGACGCAAGAGUAGAAAGUGAAAGUACUGCUGGAAACUAUGAAUGUGAUGUUUGAAUUAUUGAAACAAGAUCAUCAUUAAAUUAUGGCUAUUCUGUGGUAAAGUUCUUUAAAAUGAAAAUAGGUGGUCAUGUUUUAUCUGUAAGAAUGAAAAGAUUUGGUUUGUUAAAGCUAAUUGGUGGGAAGAACAUUGCUAACUCUGUGCAUCAAAUGUAGCACAUCUGCCUUUUGCUCUGAAGCUUUAGGACCAGUGUGUCAGAGCUUUUAAUUAACAGCUACAAGAAUACUUUUUUCAUAGGGCAAGGAUACUAGCAUUUUCUCUAAACAUCCACAGUUGUUUCUGUUUAUAAUAAUGAUCUGUAAACAUCAUAGGUCUUGAAGUUUGUAUUGAAAAGAUGAUGAAGGCAAGUCCCGAUAAAGGAAACUUGGUUAAGUCCCUUUUUCCCACAAGGGCCAGAUCAGCAACUUGAAAAGUUUUUUUUUGGAGCACUUCAUGUGUAGGGAAAACCAUUACUACUCACACUAAUCCAAAUAUAGACUUUCUUCUUUCUAUAGAAUUGCUUACAUGCAUGCGCGCGCACACACACACGUCUUGAGAUUUAAAAGGUCAAAGAGUAUGAGCAAUGUAAGCUAACAGGUAAUUUUUUCAAGUUGAUGGAGCUUAAGUAAAAAAAAAAAAAUUUUGUCCAUAUUUUUUUGGUCUAAGUUAAUGGGACUUGAAGCCUGGUGUCAUGCACGAAUAUAGAUAUGUGAGUUCAAGACAGGUACCAGGGUCCAGAGUAGUUCAGUGUGGGUAGAUCAUAGGCUACAUAGUCAGAUACCAGUGCCAGAAACAGCAGAGUAGUUGUGUGUGGAUAGUUUAUAGGUUAUACACUGAAUGAUGGAUAUUGUAUUCACAUCUGGACGAUCUGCAGAUGAGACAAGCAGCGUUGUUCUGAAUUCUGUGAAAUCAAGAAGAUACUUGUGGAUGUCUUCUAGCAGAGAAUUGCAAUAAUCAAUACUUGAGCAUGAAAGUACAGACUAGUGUUUUGAUUACAUUGGUAGCAAGAUAAUGACGAAUGGAACUAAUCCACCCACGUUUAAUGCAAGAAAUAUGAUGCAGGAAAGUCAAACUCUGAUCAAGGUACUUAAACUGCAGACAGAAGCAGAGAAAGAAAUUGAGGAACUAUGAAAAGAGAAUACCCAGAAGGGUGCUUACUGUUGCACAUACUUGCAAUGGGAUGAAAUUUAUAAAUACCUGAAGAAGCAAACCUUUGUACAGUUUCUGCAUAUGUCAGCUAAUAAUACUGCAUGUUUUCUUAUGAUGUAUACCAAAUAAAAAAAAUAUGUAAAAAGGA
This is a messenger RNA of Pomacea canaliculata, 2362 nucleotides long. Its product is annotated as ubiquitin recognition factor in ER-associated degradation protein 1-like. Gene Ontology annotation, cellular component: VCP-NPL4-UFD1 AAA ATPase complex. Gene Ontology annotation, molecular function: polyubiquitin modification-dependent protein binding. The transcript has 13 exons. The record is from RefSeq and is a predicted model, not a curated record. Lineage: Eukaryota; Metazoa; Mollusca; Gastropoda; Architaenioglossa; Ampullariidae. The coding region runs from base 89 to 1048 and encodes 319 amino acids.